Messenger RNA from Oryzias latipes (Japanese medaka), 4704 nucleotides. Its product is annotated as centlein, centrosomal protein. The record is from RefSeq and is a predicted model, not a curated record. Gene Ontology annotation, biological process: protein localization to organelle; centriole-centriole cohesion. Lineage: Eukaryota; Metazoa; Chordata; Actinopteri; Beloniformes; Adrianichthyidae. Gene Ontology annotation, cellular component: centrosome; centriole.
CGGGAACUGUCGUAAAAUGUCGCAACGUCACUGACGCGUCAAGAGCCAAACCAAAACAGCGGGCAUGUUUGAAAGCAAGAGUUUCCGUGGUGACCGACAGCGGUGACAAGAGCUAACAUCAUCUUCUAGUUUGUGGGAGACUAUAUCAACAAUCCGAGAAUGGAUUCCAACAGUGAAGCUCGCAUCUUGGAUCUGGAGGAGGAGGUGAAGAAUUUAUCCAACGAGUUAACGCAAUGCCAGGCAGACAAGGAGUUUGUGUGGUCUCUAUGGAAACGCUUGCAAGUGGCAAAUCCUGAUUUGACCCAGGCUGUCAGUUUGGUAGUUGAGCGUGAGAAACACAAAACUGAGAUUAAGGACAGGAAGGUGUUGGAGAUCCUCCAGUGCAAAGACUACAUGAUACAGGAGCUAGAACAGAAAGUGAAGGAACACAAGCAGGAAAUUGACAACUUGUUGCAAAAAAGAACAACAGUUGAAGAGGAGGGAGCCUUAAAAAAGGAGGAGUUGAAAGCUCUGCAGGAACACCUGACCAGAAAGAGUCAAGAACUUGAGGAAAUGAAGACCAAAAGUAUGAAGAAAGAAGAGGAGGAGCAGCAGGUGGUGCAUGCUCUGGAGAAGGAAAAAGAGGGAUUAAUGUCCUGCUGUGCUGCCCUGAGAGCUGACCUGGAGGAGAAACAGCAGCAGGUCAACAGUCAGCAAGACCAGAAGAAUGCCGCCCAGGCCAGAUUAAAGGAUCUUGAAAAGGACCUGCAUAAUACUUUGCUGGAGCUGUCCACCUUGCAGAGACACAGUAACGAUCUCCAAGCGCAGCUCACUACCAAGGAGAGGGAAGUGGCAACAAAAGAGGAGCAACUUCAUCGCCUUUGUUGUGACUUUGCAGAUGUGCAGACUCUGUACAGACAGAGCUCAGAGCAUGCAGCGGAGCAAAGCCACCUGAUCAAACAGCUGGAGGUACUCAAUCUAGACACACAACGAGUCCUGAGGAACCAGGAGGAGGCACACACUGCUGACACCACCUCAUAUCAGAGGCUUUACAAGGAGUUGAGUCAGUGCUACCAGGCUCUCGUAAUGAGUGAAUCCAAGCUCCGUCAAAGUCACCAGGAACUCAGAAGCCAGUUAGCUGACAAAGACCAGCUCAUCUCACAACUACAGGCUCAACUACAGAAACAACAAGAGCAAAUUCAACAUCCUCAGCAGCAGCAGCAACAGCAGGCUCAACAUGUAACCCUUUACUCCUCGUCAAACAAACAAACCAACUUCAAGGCUUUGGUUGUAGAGCGGGCCGAUGCUGAAAAUCUCGGCUCUCACACUGAUCAGGCCUCCACCACAGAUUCUGAUCUCACACCUGAAGACAAGAAUUUCCAUCCCAGAUCUGCUCGCCCCGUCAGAAGACAACAGGGAACACCUGUUCAGCGGUCCAGGUCUUUGUCCCCAGCCAGCAGUGUGGUGUUGGGAAGCGGCAGCAGCAAGGGAGCCGAACAAAGAAUUCAAGACCUUGAAGAGCUUUUGCGAUUAAAGACCAAGGAAAAUGAAGAACUGGGAAAAGCACACAAGAAACGCCGUGAAAGGAUGUGUUUGAUUCAAAACUACUACAAGACAGUUAGAGAUCAGCUUAAAGAAAUUGAGAAAUCAAGUGGCUUGGCAAGUGGAAAGGCACACCGAGCAGAGUUUUGGCAACUACGACAAGAGAACAGUGAUGCUGUGUGGAACGAGCUGGCCUACUUAAAAAACCUUACAACUAAACUCUCCAUCGAAAAGGCCAGCUUGGAGGAAGAAUUGGACAUUCUGCGAGUACAAAGUGCGAUGGACAGGGCCACAGUGAAGGAGCUACACAUUUGCCUCACUAAAGAACAACAAGAAUUGCUUUACAAAAUGGCAGAGGAGCAGCAGGUCAAAAGCAGCACUCCAAAAAAGCCUCCGCUUUCUUCAGGCCGAAUGGACCAAUCAUUUAAAAAGAUUGAACAGCUGGAGCACAGGAUGUUUCUCCUGGAGGAGCAGAAUGAGAAGCUGAGAGACGAGAAAGAGCAGUUGCUGGAGGCCAACAAAGACUUGGCCCACAGCUGCCGCAGACUCCAUGCCUCAGCGGAUCAUCAACGAGUGCAAGAAGCUGUCCGGGAAGAGGCAGCUCUGGCCCAGGAGGCACAGCAUCGUGGUGAUAUCAUGGCUCUCGAAGUCCAGCUUGGCGAAUCGAAGAAAGAGAUCGCCAGGCUUCAUCAUCAGUUGCUGAAGUUGAGACAGGAGCUGGGGAUCCUAAGAGCAGCUAGGGACUUCUAUAGGAAUCGUGCAGCAGGACCAACACGAACUACUGGGAACUCUACCAGUAUUAACAACAAGGUCAAAUUCAAGGCAACCAGGCGUAGACGUCUUCUUCACCCGCACAGCCACCAAACAGUCAGUCCUAAUCAAGCUACCAGUUGGCAAGGCCGCAGCCCCAGUCCCACUAAGGAUGAGUGGGAGGACAUGAGCAUAGAUAGCUACAGUGGAGAAGAGUUCUCGGACAGUCUCAACAGGACGCCGUCGCGGGCUGUACUUCAUAGACAACCCUCAACUAAAAAGUCCUACAGGUGUUCAUCAAGCUCAAACUUAGAAACCACCUCCGUUGGAUCUAACAGAAGACAACCUCAUGUUCUGGCCCAAGGCAGCAGUACACGUUUCCUCCUGUUAGAUGAUAAACAGCAUGAGCCGUGGGACCGAGGGACAGGAGGAGAGAAAAGGAGGUGGAGGAAGAAGAGGAUGCUGAUGAAGAGCCAGCGCUGCUCCACCUCUUCUCUGCAGCAGCGCGUCGAGUCCCUACAGCGCCACAUUGACAUCCUGCGAAGUGCCAGGAAAGAUGCUCUGCUCUCAGCCAGAGAGCUGCGAAGGGCCAAUGAGAUGAUCACAUCACAGCUCAACACACUCACUGAGAAACUCCACAGCAGCAAGCAGCAAACACAGAAGCUGACCUCUGACUUGGCUGGUGUGGAGCAGCAGAAAAAAGUUUUGGAGAUGGAGUUAGAACAGUGGAAGCGGAUCACAUUACCCCCACAAACUUCAUCAGCUGCACUGGUAAACACUGAGUGCCAUGGCAAAACUUUGCCUGCCUCAGCUAACCUUGGCCCCAAGAGCCUGGAGGCUGAGGUCAAACAACUGCAGGGCAGGCUGAAGAGUGUGAGUGCCGAGGUCACACGGCAGAUGGCCGCUAACAAAGCCCUGCAUGGCCAACUCCAAGAAAAGGAAGAAAAGCUCUGCCAGUUGCAAGACAAGAUGAACCACACGGAACGAGAUGUUCACAUGAAACGGCAGCUGGUGGAAGACUUGAAGACGAGACUGAAGUUUCUGCAGGAGAUGGAGAAAAGUUACCGGGGACAAGUAGAAGAGCUGGAGAAGAAGGUAAAGGCUUUAUCAGAGGAAGGCACCAACAGGAAAUCCUUCAUUGAAUCUCUAAAGAGAAGAUUAAAUGUGGCAACAACAGAGAAAAGCCAAUGUGAAGAUUCCUGUGCAAAACUGAAAGAGGGUCUUGGGAAAAAGGAGCAGCGCAUUCAAGCCCUGCAGUCUCACGUAGCAGCCAGUGAGGCGGCUUUGGCCGCCUUGGAAAAGACAGCCCAUGAACAAAUGGAGGGUUUGACCCUGCAGAGUUCCAACACCAUUGCCAAGCUUCAGAGACAGCUUGGCCAAAUCUCUUCCCAUCUGGAGCAGCUUCAUUGUUUCAUUAAGACCUUGGCCAGCGAAAUACUAUUAGAAGUUCAAGAGGUCAAGCAGCAGCUGAUGAACAGGAGGAAACUGAAGCAGGCUAGCUCCAUGGCAGCGAGGAACAACUUAUCAGCCAAGUCUAUGAUCAAAGCCAAGUCGGUUGCUGCCUCCAUUCUCAACAUGUCAGAGAAUGAUCUAGCAGACAUAAUGGAACCCGAUCAGACUACAGAGGGGUACGGUCAGAGUUCCAGAGACCAGGAGUGGCUUGAUCACCUAAACCUCAUCCUCCAGCAGAAGAUCCCCACAGCCAGCCAGCUCAUGCAGGCUGUGCGUGUGAAGAUGAAGGAGAGGAAAGUGCUGACAGAAGAGCUGGCCGCGCUCACAACACCAGUCAGCGAAAAACCCUGACUCCCUGGGCUGCGACUGGGAAAACUGUCAUCCUCUUCUUUUUGCCUCCCUCUUUCCUUACCCGGUUCCUCCUCUGUGGGAGCUGGGCUGAGCCAAGCUGAGCCGGGGCGGCAGAACCAAUAUUUGUGAGAAAAGCGCGGCCUCCUCCCUCAGGGCCACUGGCUCAACACAGCACUCCAGCUUUUGUAAAUGAGCCCUCGACAUCUGUGUUAGUACUCACCGCACUACAUCUAACUGACAAGGUGCUCCAGUGCCAAGUUCAUUUCCAGCACAGCCACUCUCCUUCACACAGUUCAGACCCAGGUGAUAAAACAUAUGCUCACCCAAACCUUUACCAGACACUCUCUGCUCUUUUUCUUUGACACACUGAGAAGCUCAUUAUCGCUUAACACUGCAGUGGCAAGUCAGGACUGUGGUAGAGUAACACAAAUGUUAGAAAGCCAAAGAGCGGCUUUCUGAGUGCAUCAAAUCCUCUUCAAGGAUGCAUUUUUUGAAAGAUUUCUUUUUCCUUGGCUUCUAUUCUUGAUCGUUUUGUCUAAUAAUUUAUUUGACAAUUAUGUUAUAAAUCUCUGAACAUGGAUUGUCAUUUUGCUCACAAAAUGCCUGUUUGUAAAUAAAAACAAAAUUCAA